UGACCCACAUCGAUUCCUCUAGGGUUGUGAUCGCACACAAUUCCAGCUUUCUCCUCGCAACUUCGUGAUCCGUCUCCGUCGACACAGGGAAUCAAUCAGCAGCAAUGGCGAAGUCAAAGAACAGCUCCCAGCACAACCAGUCGCGCAAGGCGCACAGGAACGGUAUCAAGAAGCCCAAGACUUCUCGCUACCCCUCUCUCAAGGGUACCGAUCCCAAGUUUCGACGAAACCAUCGACAUGCUCUUCACGGCAACAUGAAGGCCUUGAAGGAGGCUAAGGAGGGCAAGCGCGAGACCGUCUAAGAUACCUAUCGGCAAGGGAAAACGGAGGCGUCAAUUUGGAGCAUUCGCAUUGCUCGGUUACGGCACACAAACGAUAGAACUCACGCAAAAAAUGAAACGAUGGAAAUACAGACCCAUGCGGUCAGCCCGACGAGAAGAUGGUGGCAGUCGACAGGUCCCGUCCCGGCGUUCAACGUUUUGAUGGCCCCGAGUAAAAGCAUGUUGCCUGGUUUCCAUUCCAGGGACAUGAGGUAGUAGACGGAAAAACUUCUACCUGAAUUCCAUGCUACAAGGUCCAAUAUGCAGUGAAUUUGCCCGUGACAUGCUGUCCAGAAACUAAUCUGUUCCAUUUUCUUCGUAUCGUCAGUUGAAUCGCUGACCUACCUAUUCUUGUGACUCGCUAGUAGUGGUCGUGUACCCUGAACUUUGAGCUGCACCAUGCCCCCCCCUGUUUCAAAUGCUUUGUCGCUGAACCUGCCGUUCGAUCAUCUGGUAGAGAGAGUGUUUCCAUUCAUGUCUCAAACCUUGUGAUAGAUCUUAAUACCCAUCUCGUCGUACCGUC
Messenger RNA from Fusarium verticillioides 7600, 843 nucleotides. RefSeq names its product 60S ribosomal protein L29. The transcript is spliced from 4 exons. Gene Ontology annotation, molecular function: structural constituent of ribosome. NCBI's taxonomy places the organism in Eukaryota, Fungi, Ascomycota, Sordariomycetes, Hypocreales, Nectriaceae. Bases 105 to 302 code for a protein of 65 amino acids. Gene Ontology annotation, biological process: cytoplasmic translation. The record is from RefSeq and is a predicted model, not a curated record. Gene Ontology annotation, cellular component: ribosome; cytosolic large ribosomal subunit.